Molecule: messenger RNA, 532 nt
Organism: Hevea brasiliensis (rubber tree)
Lineage: Eukaryota; Viridiplantae; Streptophyta; Magnoliopsida; Malpighiales; Euphorbiaceae
Product: snakin-2
Exons: 3
Coding region: 15-386 (123 amino acids)
Source: RefSeq, a predicted model, not a curated record
UUAUCUUACCCUGUAUGUAUACCAACUCACAAAAGUUAAAAAAAAAAAAUAGAGGGAAAAUUAAGCUAUCAAGUCUUGAAGCAAUGGGCAUCCUCAAGACUCUACUCUUGGUCAUUCUUCCUCUAGUGUUUAUCUCCUAUAUUGUUCAAUCUGAUCAAAUGGUCAUCGAAGAAGUGGUGGAUGCUUCCCUCCCACAACAAAUGGAUUGCGAUGGAGCUUGCGCUGCGAGGUGCCAAUUGUCAUCGAGGCCACACCUGUGCAAAAGAGCAUGUGGUACGUGUUGUGCCCGUUGCAACUGCGUUCCUCCGGGAACUUCCGGUAACUAUGAUGCAUGUCCCUGCUACGCCAACAUGACAACCCACGGUGGCAGACAUAAGUGUCCCUAAUUCACAGCUUUUGCUCCUCUAUGUUAUCAAUCAAGAAGAAGAAAAUAAAAUCAUGGAAAUAAAUGUUAAAAUUUUCUAUUGUUCAAACUACUGAUCAUGUGGGUGUAAGUUAUUAUAUAUUGAUAUUUCUUGUGUUUUCCUUUUUA